GCACCCUGUCGUUUCAAAGAAUAUCUGAAAGGUGAACGCGUCAAGUGUAAACGCCUCGUCCGUUUGGGGAGGUGCGCGCGCAGUCAGCGGAGGCUCGCGAAGCAAGGCUUGACACGGCGGAUAACGCUCAUAAAAAACAUUUUUUUUUCUGCUUAGGCUAGUUAAUGAGGCAGGCGACGUCCGCUGUAAAGUGCUGUGAGAAACCCUGUAGUAAGAUAUUCCAGAAUAAAGUGUGCUGGAUCUUUUAUUUGGUGGUCAUCUGGUGUCCUGAUUCAGCUGUGUCCAUAAGAGUGGACUUUAUGGAGACAGAUUUGUCUAGCUUGUACCUGGGCAAACAUCAAAGAGAAAAUUGAUCAGGAGAUAUGAAGAAUUGCAGUCUGUGGCUGUUCUUGCCCCUGAUGUUCUCUCUCUUUACAGCUGCUGGCCUUUGGGUUGUGUAUUUUAUUGCUGUAGAGGAUGAGAAAAUAACCCCCCUAAAUUCAGACUACAAAAGGGCGGAAUCAAAGCCUCCUCCAUAUAUCAGCAUUGCAGGCAACGCCCCCCCUGCAAGCUGUGUUUUUAGUCAAGUCAUGAACAUGGCGGCCUUUGUAGGAUUUAUACUUGGAGUGCUGAGAUAUCUGCAGCUGAAAGCAAGGGUGCAAAAACCCUGGCUCAACACUGGUAGUUUGGUGGCUUUGUCCCUUGCCUGCUUUGUCAUGACUCUAGUUGGGAAUUUUCAGCUGGCAAAUGAUGAGAAGCUGCAUAAUAUCGGCACAUCCAUGACCUUUGGUCUAGGCACACUAUUCUGCUGGGUCCAGUCCUUCAUGACCCUGAAGGUCAACUUGCGAAAUGAAGGCAAACGAGCUGGAAUUCCUCGCUUCCUGUUGUCUGUAGCUGUCACUUCUUGCGUGCUGCUGUAUUUUGUUCUAAUGGCACAGCGAUUACACAUGCAUGCUGCCCGGGCACAAUGGGCCUUGGUUAUGUUUUUCCUGACAUACCUGAGCACAUUUGCCAUUGAGUUCCGUCACUGCCACUUUGAGAUGGUGUGUAGUGACAACCAGGAACCUCCAUUUAGCCUGUCUGAAAGUUUCUCUGAGGUCUCUGAAUACCAAUCUGACCAACUAUAAUCUGUCUUUGAUAAUAUCUGUUGAGUCCCGUUAUUCCUAUGUUUGCAAGUUUAUCAGUCAUGCGUGUACGUAUUGAAUGUACCUUCUCCAGAUAGAUCUCUGGAUGACUGCCAUUUUUUUAUGUGUAAAUAGACUUUUUGAAAGCAACAAAGUCAUGAAAUGCACAAAGUUACUGUUAUGCGUUCCAUAUUUAUAUGUGAAUCAAAUACCAAGGACGCUUAUAAAAUGAGCAAAUAUAAAUACAGGUUCAGCUUUUUUUGCACAAUAAUUAAAUGUUUUAUGAUUUUAAUUGUUUUCUUUGAUUUAAAAAUGUGAUAGUUUACAGACAGUAAAAAACAUUUUAUAGUUUACAGUAAAACUAUUUAAUCACCCAAAAUCUCCUCUGUGAUUAUUUAAAGUGCUUUGAUACAAAAAAUAAAGGAUGGAAUAAAGAUUUAAUGAGAAUCUUCAUGUUGCUAUGCUUCAUGUGACUGUUCAUAGAACAAACUUCAAUAUGGGAAAAAUAACCAUAGAAAGUAACAUAAAAGUCCUCUUGCAAGGAAACCAGAGUCAGACAACACCAUGAAGACAUUGUUAAAGGCGGGUUGUCCGAUUUCUAAAUUACGCUUCUAAAGACAAAGUCGGGCUGAGUACCAAAACAACCUUGUAGCCAGUCAGCAGUAAGGUGCACAGUGCACAAGAUGGACGUUAGCGGAGCUGAUCGCUGACAAAAGCAAAAGAUGGGGUUACCGCAGGAUGCAGUUCAUGCCCAGACCUGAUGGCAGAGCUGAGAAUGGGAAGCGGUGACCUGACAAGAGCUAAGAAGAUAGAGCUGGAUAAAGGACGCGACAACUUUGUUUUUCCUACAACAUUUCAAAUGCUAUUACAGUUGUGUUCAAAAUUAUUCAACCCCCA
This is a messenger RNA of Triplophysa dalaica, 2000 nucleotides long. RefSeq names its product transmembrane protein 150C (gene tmem150c). NCBI's taxonomy places the organism in Eukaryota, Metazoa, Chordata, Actinopteri, Cypriniformes, Nemacheilidae. The record is from RefSeq and is a predicted model, not a curated record. The transcript has 10 exons. The coding region runs from base 363 to 1106 and encodes 247 amino acids.